GGUCGCCUUUUCUCUUUCCUGUAAGCUGCGCUCCGCUGCGGCGUGUCUUCUAACGGAGUGCGCGAUCCCAUAUGGUACAACAUGAGUGUGCCGGCUUUCAUUGAUAUCACCGAGGAGGACCAGGCUUCUGAGCUUCGAGCUUACUUGAAAUCCAAAGGGGCUGAAAUCUCUGAAGAAAAUUCUGAUGGUGGUCUACAUGUGGAUUUGGCUCAGAUAAUAGAGGCAUGUGAUGUCUGUCUGAAGGAAGAUGACAAAGAUGUAGAAAGUGUGAUGAACAGUGUUGUUUCUCUGCUUUUGAUCCUUGAACCUGAGAAACAGGAAGCUUUGAUUGAAAGUCUCUGUGAAAAACUGGUGAAAUUUAGAGAGGGGGAACGACCAUCACUCAGAAUGCAGUUGUUAAGCAACCUCUUCCAUGGAAUGGAGGAGAAUACACCUGUAAGAUAUACAGUGUACUGCAGCCUAAUCAAAGUGGCAGCCACCUGCAAUGCAAUUUCUUUCAUUCCAACCGAUCUUGACCAGGUGCGCAAAUGGAUUACAGACUGGAAUCUUAGUAUUGAAAAGAAGCAUACUCUGUUGAGGUUGGUUUAUGAGGCUCUUGUGGACUGCAAGAAAAGUGAUGCUGCAGCAAAAGUUAUGGUAGAACUGCUGGGAAGUUACACAGAGGACAAUGCCUCACAAGCAAGAGUUGAUGCUCACAGGUGCAUUGUACGGGCUCUGAAGGAUCCUAACACCUUUCUUUUUGACCAUCUCCUCAUACUCAAGCCAGUUAGGUUUCUGGAAGGGGAACUUAUACAUGAUCUUUUGACAAUCUUUGUGAGUGCAAAGUUAGCUGCUUAUGUCAAGUUCUACCAAAACAACAAAGACUUCAUUGAUUCACUUGGGUUGUCUCAUGAGCAAAACAUGGCAAAAAUGAGGCUUCUCACUUUCAUGGGGAUGGCUGUAGAGUACAAAGAAAUUUCCUUUGACACAAUCCAGCAAGAACUACAGAUUGGAGCAGAUGACGUGGAAGCCUUUGUCAUUGACGCUGUCAGAACAAAAAUGGUGUAUUGCAAAAUUGACCAAACUCAGCGUAAGGUGGUUGUAAGCCACAGCACACACAGAACAUUUGGGAAGCAGCAGUGGCAGCAGUUGUACGACAGUCUGAAUUCUUGGAAACAGAACUUGAACAGCGUGAAAAACAGCCUUCUUAGCCUUUCCACCACUGCAUGAAAGCAUUUUAUUUUUAUACCACAUACUUCAAAGAACUGAUCUUUUCAGUUUAUUUAAUACAGUGUUUUAUUUUACACAUUAAACAUGAGUAAAAAAAGACAAAUAAACUGAAA
Molecule: messenger RNA, 1322 nt
Organism: Polypterus senegalus (gray bichir)
Lineage: Eukaryota; Metazoa; Chordata; Cladistia; Polypteriformes; Polypteridae
Gene: eif3m
Product: eukaryotic translation initiation factor 3, subunit M
Exons: 11
Coding region: 82-1209 (375 amino acids)
Biological process (GO): cytoplasmic translational initiation
Cellular component (GO): cytoplasm; eukaryotic translation initiation factor 3 complex
Molecular function (GO): translation initiation factor activity
Source: RefSeq, a predicted model, not a curated record